AUGGAUACCUCGGCGUGGUUCCAGCCAGAGAUCGGGCCCCGCCUGAAACCAAGCAUCGAGUUCGUCUUUCGCCAAUGGAGCGGGCUGACCGAUGAGGAAUUAACAUCCCAUCUACAUCAAAUCCGCGAUCAGGCAUGGCCACUAGGAAAAUACCCGUGCAUCGGUCUCUGGAUGUUCUUGCUGCCAGGAAUCGCAGCCUUUCCUCAAUUUCCCACCAUCCUUGAAACCGCUCAACGGCCUCAGGCAGCCAUUCUCGAUCUGGGAUGCGGACUCGGCCAAGACUUACGGUUACUGGCCGCCCAUGGCGUUCCCACGGAGCACAUGUGGGCACUGGACAUCGAGGCCCACCUGUGGGGACUGGGCUAUCAACUCUUUCGUGACGAGGGGCGCAUGAAGGCCACGUUCAUCAACGCCGACUUUCAGAAAGCAUGUGUUGGGGAGGAUGACCGUUUUUCUGCAUUGAGGGGCAAGGUGGACCUAGUGCUGGCAUCGCAGUUCCUGCAUCUGUUCGACUGGGACGGACAGAUAGCAGCGAGUAAGAAGAUCGUCGGCCUAUCUAAGCCAGGGACCAUAAUAGCGGGGUUCCAGCAGGGGCGGGAACAAGCACGGGCCUACAUUCGGCCCUGGGGAAUGAUGUUUUACCACAAUCGGGAAUCAUUUCUGCACAUGUGGGAUAUAGUGCAACAACAGACUGAGACACGGUGGACGAUCGAAAUUAGCGUGGUCGCAUUGCAAGAUUGGGGGAUGCAGGACACGGAUUUGGAAUGGAUGCCCGAGGAUCGGAUGGGGAUCAAUUUUGUAAUUACGCGAGAGUCGUGA
This is a messenger RNA of Penicillium robsamsonii, 819 nucleotides long. RefSeq names its product class I SAM-dependent methyltransferase. The record is from RefSeq and is a predicted model, not a curated record. Lineage: Eukaryota; Fungi; Ascomycota; Eurotiomycetes; Eurotiales; Aspergillaceae. The transcript has 2 exons. The coding region runs from base 1 to 819 and encodes 272 amino acids.